Molecule: messenger RNA, 1929 nt
Organism: Cylindrotheca closterium
Lineage: Eukaryota; Bacillariophyta; Bacillariophyceae; Bacillariales; Bacillariaceae
Source: the annotation of a GenBank genome assembly
AUGGGUGUUACUAUUGACCCGACUGCAGCUGGAGACCACAAACCUACCGCUGAGCGAAACAAUAGGACGCUGAAAGAAAGAGUCAGAGUAGCUCUUGCACGAUUACCCUACAAAGUGGUACCAAAGGUGAUCACUGAAUGUCUUGGAUGUCAAGCCGCCGAGCUAUUGAAUGUCUUUCCCCAGAAAGACAGUAUCUCAUCACAUUUCAGUCCACAGCAACUCAUUGAUAAUGUCAAUAUCAACUACAAGAGUGACAUGGUUGCUGAACUUGGACAGUAUGUUCAUGCAAUUGGGACGGAUUCCAGCAAUUUGAUGGAACCCCAAAGUAUCAAAGCGAUUUACAUUGAACCUACGAAGGGACAACGUACUGGGCACCAAGUGCUCAACCUCAAUACUAAAAAGAUGAUUUCCCGACCCAAGGUUGUUGUACUACCCGUUACCGAUCAAGUAAUCCAGCGUGUUGAAGCUUGGGCUGCUGCCGAAGGUGUUACUUCCAUGAAGUUCUUUGAUAAGAAGAGAGAUUUGGAGACAUUUCAGGAUGGCAAUCAAAUCGCAGGAGUGGAUGACACGGAACAAGGUUACUUAGAAGAAGCCUUUGAUCAGGACAAUGAACCUGAAGAUGAAGAUGAAUGUGAUUUCAACCUACAUGGACAAUUUGAUGAUAUUGAUGACUCCGAAAGAGAAGAGCUCUUGGCAGAUGCAGACAAUGAUGUCCAUGAUAUGCCGGAACUCACUGUCAGAUUCCAAGGAGAUGAUGACUAUGAAUCAGACAAAGAUUCAGGUGAUGAAGGCAAUGAAGAGGAAGAACCUAUUGUGGCCGAUUUGGAUCACCAUCAAGAAAAUGUUGAUAGAGGAUCUGCUGUGCAGAUCUUCCUCCACGGCCACCUUGACCGCCUCUGCCUUGGUUUCUUCUACCAGGCAUCUUGCUCUGGACGAGGGUCUCACAGCAAGAAGGCCGAUAGACCAAAGCAAUACCAUCCUCACAAUCCUGACUUCACUCACGAGCAGGUGACAAUAUACUUGCUUGAGGCCAUUGCGCUCAAGAGCUUGGACUACGCUCAAGAUAUGAUCUGGAGUGUGAGAAAUAUGGCCCAUGUGGACUUUAAGGCUUUAAGAGGCACUCAAACGGUCUACAAGCCAGGGAAGAACGACUCCAAGUUCUUCAAAAGUUCAAGACAGGCUCAACUUGAUAGGAACUGGGAAAAUCUAAAUGUCAAGAUUGACAAGAGAGAGGUGAUCUAUACCACAAACCAAUAUACCGUGGCUGCGAUCAUCACCAAGCAUUUCAUCACUCAAGCAAUGAGAGAUAAGUUAAGCAAUGAAACGGAUUGGUUGGACCUCAAGGAAGACCAUGUGAUGUUGUUGAAGCGUAUCAAGACGUUCAUGACCAUCACAGAUGAGACCAAGUGGCAACACUUUGGACUCAUGGAAUCUCUCAAGAGAUUCACAAACUGCACUCAGAAGCAAAAUGAGUCUGUGAACGGUUACAGAAGACGGUUCGAAGCCCAAGCUGACCACGUGUUCGAAAUCCUUGGCACCGAUGUGUUGCAUGUCUAUGCGACCAAAACAAUGGGGUACCUAGAUCUGUACGAUUCGGAGGCCGAUCCGGACGAUAUCAAGGCGCUCCAAGAAACCUUCAAGAAAGCAGUUCUGGGCACAUUUAAAGCAAGUGCAUUUUUCUACAACUGCGACCGGUCUCGCUUCCAAAGCAUGUUGGACAAGGCAAACCAGACCUACGCCAUGGAAUUCAAGGAAUACGACCAAAGAAACAAAUAUCCGCCUACGAUUGACCAGGUUGCCAAAGCGCUGAUCAAACAUAAGCCGGACAAUAGAAAGAAAGGUCCGACAACACCGAGACCUACUCCAAGCGCAACCACUGCGAGCAGCAGUGCUCCUGACGGAGUGAGCAACGCACAGGCGAAUGCUUGA